AUGGUGAUUGGUUUACGAGAUAAUAAUGGGAUUGUUAAUAGACUUGAACCACUACGUAUUUCAAAAAUCGAACAAACAACACGUACAUGGACUCGGCAAUCAUUCGUCAAUUUCUUUUUACAUUUUACUCAAUUUCUUAAAAAACAUGUUACAGAUGAAUAUUCACUUGAUCAUAAAGAUGCGGUCCUAUUUUAUUUUUCACCAUCUUCUAAAACAAUUACGAUGACAAAAUCAUCUGAUCCAAAAUACCAAUUUUUGCCCGAUUGGUUUUUUAACGGAUUUCUUUAG
Molecule: messenger RNA, 288 nt
Organism: Rotaria sp. Silwood2
Lineage: Eukaryota; Metazoa; Rotifera; Eurotatoria; Philodinida; Philodinidae
Source: the annotation of a GenBank genome assembly